Hevea brasiliensis (rubber tree) is the source of this 3269-nucleotide messenger RNA. RefSeq names its product putative receptor-like protein kinase At3g47110. Gene Ontology annotation, molecular function: protein kinase activity; protein binding; ATP binding. Bases 62 to 3112 code for a protein of 1016 amino acids. Gene Ontology annotation, biological process: protein phosphorylation. Lineage: Eukaryota; Viridiplantae; Streptophyta; Magnoliopsida; Malpighiales; Euphorbiaceae. The transcript has 3 exons. The record is from RefSeq and is a predicted model, not a curated record.
GAGAAGCUUGAGAGUAUGCUUUCUAUUUUCUGAGGAAUGCAUUGUCCUCUUACUCUUUAUUAUGCAGCUAAGCUUCAAACCUCCCUCCAUUGAUGCUGUCACAACCGUUGGUGGGAAUGAAACGGAUCAUCUUGCUUUGUUAGAAUUCAAGGCACAGAUUGUCCUUGAUCCUCAAAAUGCCACAAGUUCAUGGAAUGGUUCUGCCCAUUUCUGCAACUGGGAAGGUGUCAUAUGUGGUCGCAAACACAAAAGAGUUACCAUUCUUGAUCUUCAAUCUAAAGGAUUGGUGGGUUCUUUGUCUCCUUAUAUAGGAAACAUGAGUUUCCUUAGGGAGAUAAGACUGGGCAACAACAGCCUCCGUGGUAUAAUCCCAGCUGAAGUUGGCCGCUUGUUUAGGCUACAAGGUUUGAACCUGUCGCACAACCAAGUUGAAGGGAAAAUUCCAUUGAACUUGUCCCUCUGUUCAAACCUCAGGGUGUUAAUCUUAGAAUUUAACAAGCUAGAAGGAAACAUUCCAACUGAGCUUGCCAAUUUGUCUAAGCUUAGACACCUUUGGUUCUCUUCAAAUUACUUGACAGGAGCCCUCCCACCUUUUAUCGGGAACCUGAGCUCAUUGGAGGAUUUGUAUGUCGCAGAAAAUUUCCUUGGUGGAAUUAUUCCAGAUGCCGUGGGACAACUGAAUCAUUUGUCAGAUUUCGCACUUGGUUACAACAAUUUCUCAGGUAUCAUACCUCCAGCCAUUUAUAAUAUUUCUUCCAUCAAUGUUUUCUCUAUGUCUUUUAAUUCGCUUCAUGGAAGUCUUCCAUCAGACAUGGGCAUCCUCCUACCUCAUCUACAGGUACUUCAACUGGAUGAGAACUACCUUAGUGGAUCAAUUCCAAUGUCAUUAUCCAAUGCUUCAAAUCUUAUACUAAUUUCUUUAUCAGCAAAUAAUUUCAAUGGAAAGGUGCUUGUCCAGUUUGGACUCCUCAAACAGCUUAAGCACAUAAAUUUAGCAAACAAUACUCUUGGAGGUCAGAGAUAUGAUGAUGAUUUACACCUCAUCACAUCUUUGGCCAACUGUAGCAGUUUGGUAUCUUUGGAAUUAUCCUAUAAUAAGUUUACAGGAGCAUUGCCUACUUCGGUUGCCAAUCUCUCUUCUACACUUCGAACAUUAGCAAUUGCAAGUAAUCGAGUAUCUGGCAGCCUCCCCCUAGGCUUAUUUGAUCUUGUUAACUUACCUAGAAUAGUCUUACAAGUCAACCAAAUUGCAGGACCUAUUCCCCCGGAAAUUGGUAAGCUUCAGAAACUACAGGAUCUACUUCUUGAUGGAAAUAGAUUAAUUGGAGAAAUUCCUUCAACCAUUGGAAAUUUAUCAUCUUUGUAUAGGCUGCAAUUGAGCCAAAACAAGUUACAAGGCAACAUCCCUCCGAGCUUUGGCAACUGUCAUAGCCUAUUAUUUCUAUUUCUUUCUAGUAAUAAUCUUAGUGGAUCCAUACCAAAACAACUUUUUCCUACUUCUUCCAAGUUAGUUUUAUUAUCUCUAUCUCAAAACCAUUUGGUUGGAUCCCUCCCUUCUGAAAUAGGCAAUUUAUUCAAUUUGAAUAUAUUGUAUAUUUCCCGAAACAUGUUGUCUGGAAAAAUUCCAAGUAACCUUGGUCAGUGCAGUAGCCUUGAGUUCCUUUCCUUGUACAGUAACAAUCUUCAAGGUACCAUACCCAUGUCUUUGGAAUCUUUAAGAGGUCUUAGAAAAUUUGAUCUUUCAAAGAAUAAUAUGUCUGGCCAAAUUCCAAUGUAUUUAGGGAAACUUUCCCUAGAAUACUUGAAUUUGUCUUUCAACAAUUUUGAGGGUGAGGUUCCAACAAAAGGUGUUUUUGCAAAUGUGAGUUCAGUCUUUCUUGAAGGUAACAAGAUGAUUUGUGGCGGCAUUCCAGAACUACGGCUGCCAAGAUGUAUCACUGUCGUAUCAAAGAGAAGAAAAUUACGUCAGGUUAAAAUAGCUGCGAUCACAGUUUCCUGUAUUUCUGGUGUCCUCAUUUUGUCAGCCUCCUUAUACCUUUGGUUCAAAAAGCAUAAAACAAAGCAAUCUCCUGGUUCGUUGGAAAUAAAAUCAUUUCGAGAACUUUCUUAUCAAAUGAUUCUCAAGGCAACUGAUGGGUUUUCUACUGCAAAUUUGCUUGGUGCGGGAAGUUUUGGAUCUGUCUACAAAGGCACCCUUGAAGAGGAUGGAACAAUCAUUGCAGUAAAAGUACUCAACCUUCAACAGAAAGGAGCUGCAAAAAGUUUUAUGGCUGAAUGUAAGGUCUUGCAAAACAUACGUCAUCGAAAUCUUGUGAGGACCAUAACAUCUUGCUCGAGUAUUGAUUUCCUAGGGAAUGAUUUUAAGGCACUUGUUUACGAGUAUAUGCCGAAUGGAAACCUAGGCAAGUGGUUGCAUCCAAGUUCAGAAGUAUACGUUGAGCCAACUGAACAAUGGAGUUUGAGCUUUCUCCAGAGAAUGAACAUUGCAAUAGAUGUAGGGAGUGCGCUGGAUUAUCUGCACCAUGGUUGCCAAAAGCCAGUCAUUCAUUGUGAUCUAAAGCCAAGCAACAUUCUUCUUGACAAUGAUAUGGUCGCUAACAUUGGAGAUUUUGGGCUAGCAAAGUUUCUCUCUCAGCUCAAUAAUCCAAUUCAAAGCAGUUCAGUCGGAGUGAGAGGCACAAUUGGCUAUGCAGCACCAGAAUAUGGGCUAGGAAGUGAGCCAUCAACAUGCGGAGAUGUUUAUAGUUAUGGAAUUCUGCUGUUGGAGAUGGUAACAGCUAAGAAACCAACAGAUGAUAUUUUCGUAGAAGGUCUUAACCUUCACAAUUUUGCAAGGAUGGCAUUGCUUGAUCAUGUAUUGGAGAUUGUAGAUCCUACACUGUUGCAAGAAGAAGAAGAAAGAUUAAAUAGGAAUCAAGGUCCAAUACAAACAAGAAAUGACUACAAAAUUGAAUGCUUAAUUUCGAUGGUCAAAGUUGGGGUAGCAUGCUCCAUGGAGUCGCCUCAAGAUAGAAUGGUCAUAAGUGAUGCAGUCCAUGAGUUGCAUUCAAUCAGAAACAAUUAUAUGCGAGCUAGAACAUGUCCCUCCACACAAGGGAGACCAUCAAGUUGAAAUUUGAAGUGCAGCAGCUACAGAAGAAGAGUUUAUAUUGGUAAGUCUCUUUGGGAAUGUAAUUUGGUGGCUGAUUCUCUUGCCAGGAUGGGCUUUCAAGAAGUGACCAGUUCGUAGCUUAGUUUUAACUCUGUCUUCCGGAUUUGCUCUGUUUGUC